AUGUUCUCUCUUAACACAAUCGAUUCCGUUCAAAUAGGCGCCCCUGGAAGUACUUAUGUUUAUGAUAUUCUACCACUCACAGAAGGUUUAGCUGCGCUCUGUUCGGAUGAUGCAUUACGAAUACUUAAUCCACAAUCGUUAAGUGAGCCAUGCACCUUACUUAAAAAUGUCGGAGAGAGCACAACCUGUUUUCGAGCGUUUGAUACCACAUGUUUAAUAGCAGUUGCAGGACGAGAUGGCUUCGUUAGAUUGUGGGAUAUUAGAAGUGGGCAUAAACAGGUUGGAGAAAUCAAGGCCGAUGAUUCAUCUGCCAUACUAUCUUUGGCUAUUUGUCAGCCAUUCCGUUUGGCUACUGGUUCUGAGUUAACAAAUCAUCAGGCAUCAGUGGCGUUAUGGGACUUGAGGACUCUGGGAUCGCCAGUACUUCAGUACAAUGAAAGCCACAGCGAUGACAUUACCGAACUACAGUUUCAUCCUUUAUGUCCUAACCUUAUCCUCUCAGGCUCUACUGAUGGUCUCAUCAAUAUAUAUAAUUCAGAUAUCACAGAUGAAGAAGAGGCGCUGCACCAGACCAUCAAUCAUGGAGCCUCAAUUCACCAUGCCAAUUUUAUUACUGGAACUGACAUAUACGCCCUAUCGCAUGAUGAAAAUAUGUCCAUAUACGACUUAGUGACCAGUCUAGAUGAAAGCACUAGCCCAAUGCAUCAAGUUCACUUCAAUGAUGUAAGGAAGAAGCUCGGGGGGGAAUAUGUCGCACAAGUUAUUGGAAGGCAAGAUGGAAGCGCAGUAUUGGGAAUGGGAAUACACAGCCUCGAGUCCUUCGAAUUAAUCCAACUAAAAAACAACUCACCUUGGGCUUUCAUGACUGAUGAGAAAGUUACUUUACUUGGGGGUCAUGGCUCGGACAUUAUUAGAUCCUUCUGUUUCCUAGACUCACACCAAACUGUAUUUACUUGCGGAGAAGAUGGUCACAUCAAGGCAUGGAAAGGUGAAUAG
Blumeria graminis f. sp. triticale is the source of this 996-nucleotide messenger RNA. The record is from the annotation of a GenBank genome assembly. NCBI's taxonomy places the organism in Eukaryota, Fungi, Ascomycota, Leotiomycetes, Helotiales, Erysiphaceae.